This is a messenger RNA of Eucalyptus grandis, 996 nucleotides long. RefSeq lists its product as uncharacterized. NCBI's taxonomy places the organism in Eukaryota, Viridiplantae, Streptophyta, Magnoliopsida, Myrtales, Myrtaceae. Bases 1 to 996 code for a protein of 331 amino acids. The transcript has a single exon. The record is from RefSeq and is a predicted model, not a curated record.
AUGGCGGUCGCGACGGCGGCGGCGGCGGCGGCGGGGGUGCCGGUGGCCGUGGCGGCGCUGAGCUACCGCUUCGUCCCGAAAAGGGUCUGCUUCAGCUUCGCGGCCUACGCCAAGAGCGUCAUCUACCACCUCGCCUCCUGCGACGUCCCCGUCCUCGAAGGGCUCACGGCGGCCGAGUUCGACUGCCUGGAGUCCGCCUUCUCCUUCGCCUUCCCGCCCGACCUCCGGGAGAUCCUCCAGGAGGGCCUCCCCGGCCGGUGCCUGAUCAAGGAGGUGUCGCGGAGCGACUUCUGGUGCGACGCGUGGGGCGAGAGGCCGAGCGGUCGCGACCGGGCGGUCGAGUUGGCGGAGAGGUUUUUGGAGGAAGCGCCGGCUCUGGUGCCAAUUUACCGGAACUGCUACAUCCCGGCGUCGCCGAACGCCGUCGGCAACCCGGUGUUCUACAUUGACGGCGGGGACGUCCGCGUGCUGAGCUUCGACCUCGCCGGAUUCUUCCAGGAGUUCGAGUGGUUGCGAAUCGGCGUCUUCCGGCCGGCCGGGAAGUUGCCGCCGAUGAUCGUCACGCCGGCGUGGGCCGCCACGGCGCCGCGGAGGAUCGAGUUCUGGAGCGACGUGGCGGAGAAAGGUGGGAGAAGGGCGCCGGCGCCGGCGCCGGAGCCGGCGCGGGUGAGCACAGGCGGGUGGUGGUCCGCCGGCGGCGGUGGCGGCGGCGGCGAACUCGGGGCGUGCUUGGACGAGGCGUUCUGGAGGCUGAGGGACGGAGGGUGGAGGGAGGAGGAGGUGAGGGAGAUGAUGGGGAUGGGCGGCUGCGAUGGGAUGGUGAAGGUCGGGGGCGACGUGGCGAGAUCCGACGGAAGCGUCGCUCGGCACGUGACAGCCUGGUCCUUGGAGUUAUUGCGUGCGGGAUGGAGCAGGGAGGAUGUGGUGGAGUCGCUUGGGAUCAACGUCGACGAAGAGCGCGAGGUCGGCGUCUGCGAUCCUCAUGAUCGGGGCUAA